Molecule: messenger RNA, 3759 nt
Organism: Anolis carolinensis (green anole)
Lineage: Eukaryota; Metazoa; Chordata; Lepidosauria; Squamata; Anolidae
Gene: abi1
Product: abl interactor 1
Exons: 12
Coding region: 190-1686 (498 amino acids)
Biological process (GO): neuron migration
Cellular component (GO): actin-based cell projection; lamellipodium; SCAR complex
Molecular function (GO): SH3 domain binding; signaling adaptor activity
Source: RefSeq, a predicted model, not a curated record
GAGGAGGAGGAGGAGGAGGAGGGAAGAAAAAACCCAAGGCGAGGGUGGGUGGGGAAAGCGACGCCUUACUGUUCUUCUUGCUCUCCUUCUCCGGAGGCUGGCGAGAGCACCAACCAAGAAGGCAGUGGGCUCUGUGGUCUCAGCGCCUGUCUCUGGGAGGGAGAAGGGAGCGAUGCUGAGGGGAGGAAAAUGGCAGAGCUGCAGAUGUUACUAGAGGAGGAAAUCCCUUCUGGGAAGCGGGCUCUGCUCGAGAGCUACCAGAACCUCACCAGGGUCGCCGACUACUGCGAAAACAACUACAUCCAGGCUCCAGACAAGAGGAAAGCAUUAGAAGAAACCAAAGCUUAUACAACUCAAUCUUUAGCCAGUGUUGCUUAUCAGAUCAAUGCAUUGGCCAACAAUGUGCUCCAACUACUGGAUAUCCAAGCAUCCCAGCUCCGAAGAAUGGAGUCAUCAAUCAAUCACAUUUCCCAGACGGUGGACAUACAUAAAGAGAAGGUGGCCCGUAGAGAAAUCGGCAUUUUGACAACCAAUAAAAAUACAUCCAGAACACACAAAAUCAUUGCUCCUGCAAAUAUGGAGCGUCCUGUAAGGUAUAUUCGAAAACCUAUAGACUACACGGUGUUGGAUGAUGUGGGCCAUGGUGUAAAGUGGCUAAAAGCCAAGCACGGAAACAAUCAGCCUGCGAGAACUGGCACUUUGUCAAGAACAAAUCCGCCUACACAAAAACCACCAAGUCCGCCCAUGUCAGGCCGGGGAACUUUGGGGCGGAAUACUCCAUAUAAGACUUUGGAACCCGUUAAGCCACCAACAGUCCCUAAUGAUUACAUGACCAGUCCGGCAAGACUUGGAAGCCAGCACAGUCCUGGAAGGACAGCAUCGUUGAACCAGAGACCCAGAACACACAGUGGUAGUAGUGGAGGAAGUGGCAGUCGAGAAAACAGCGGAAGCAGCAGUAUUGGCAUUCCCAUUGCCGUGCCUACACCCUCGCCACCAACUGUUGGCCAAGCUCCACCAGCACCUCCAGUGCCCCCGCCUCUCAUGAUGGGUAAUAUGAUAGCUGUUCCUGGGUCAGUUCCUGGUUCCCAGUACGGCACAAUGACCAGGCAGAUUUCCCGACACAACUCUACUACUUCCUCGGCCUCUUCUGGUGGAUUUAGGCGGAAUCCUUCUGUGACCGCUUCAUUUUCUGCUCAACCUCAUGUUAAUGGCGGGCCUCUCUAUUCUCAAAAUUCAAUUACUAUUGCUCCGCCCCCUCCCCCUAUGCCUCAGUUGACUCCACAGAUACCUCUCACAGGCUUCGUGGCCAGGGUGCAGGAAAACAUUGCCGACAGUCCAACUCCGCCUCCGCCACCUCCACCUGAUGAGAUGCCUAUGUUUGAUGACUCCCCUCCACCUCCACCUCCACCUCCAGUGGACUAUGAAGAUGAAGAAGCUGCAGUAGUGCAGUACAAUGAUCCAUACGCAGAUGGAGAUCCUGCUUGGGCACCUAAAAGCUAUAUUGAGAAAGUUGUUGCCAUAUAUGACUACACAAAGGACAAGGAUGAUGAGCUGUCAUUCAUGGAAGGUGCAAUCAUUUAUGUUAUCAAGAAGAACGAUGAUGGCUGGUAUGAAGGCGUUUCCAACAGAGUGACUGGCCUGUUUCCUGGAAACUAUGUUGAAUCAAUCAUGCACUAUGCGGAUUAAGUUCCCUCUUCAGGCCAGAUCUUGUAUUCAAUCAUGCCAUAAUUAUUUACAAAGGGUAAACUUAAAGGUUAACACUUGUCUUAAUACUCUUUUAAAAUGUGCCCAUCUUUCCAGGCCAUACUGUUUAAAUGGUAUGAUUGAAUGUUCAUCCGUAAGCAUUUGUCUCUACAGAGUUUGUAAAAUGAGCAACUGUUUAUUACUGAUUAUGCUUAUUUACUUAAUGCAUUGUUGAUUUCUAUGGCCAGCCUAAAUAUUCUGGGGAAGUAGGGUAUAUAAUAUUUAAUGACUCAUGAUUCAAAUUGUGCCAUUACUUUUUUUUCAGUGCAGCAUGGUAAACUAACAACUAUGUUAGACUAACUAAAUCUGGUUGGAAAUUUUGAUAGUGCUGGUCAUUUACCUUUGUUUAGACUCCUGCUCAUCCUCAAAGUAUAGUAUUCAUUUAAAAGCAUGCAUACAAACUUAUGUAUUGAAUUAUACUUUUUUUCCAGAAAAAUCCAAGAUGCUUCCAAUUUGUUGUAAUCUUUUACCUGGAGUACUUUCACUAAAAGUUUAUUCCAGUGAGUCAUUUGAGUCUCUGAGGUGUUCGUGUGAAUCAAAGAUGGGUGGUCUUAUGAUGUGUAUGUACUUUGUACCUGAGGUUUUUUUUUUCUUUUUUGGAGUAAAUUUGCAUUGACUUUUCCAUUCAUAAAAUACAUAAGUGAACCAAAGGUCUUGUCCAUUACGUCUGUUGGCUUGCCUUGCAAAGCAAUAUUAAAGCAGCGAUUUAGCAAACUUCCCCCUUAUCAGCAGGGAUGCCUUUUGAUUGCAAAUCCACAAUGAAACGUCUCCUUAAAGGAAAAACAAGUUUCUUUGUGUAAAAUUACACAACUCCUUAGCUUCAUUUGUUUUGUGACUGGAAAUGAUGACAUCAGAAGACUACCACUUAUGCCUCUUUGAAUAGUUAGUGUCAGAACAAGCACGGUAAUAACAGGGUUACGGGGGAUUUGUUUUUCUUAAUUUACCACAUCACUUAAGCGUUGUCCAUUUAACUAUGAAGGUCUCAUAUCCUGCUGAAAAUAAAACUGCAUCAGUGAAAGGAUUUGCUACUGACUUGUCCACAUUCACUGUACUGAAGUAGAUUUCUGGGGGUGGGUGGGUGCGUGAAAUGACUCUAUGAAUACACAGAACCUGUGGGCCCAGAUGGAGGUGAGUAAUAUCAGAGAUGCUCAUCCAUGCAUCUCCUUGAAUGGAGCCAAUAUCAGCUCACCUAGAUUAGGACACAAGCUGUCACCAUUUAUUUUGCUCCUUUGAGAAAGUGUGCACUUUGACGCCUCCAUUUUGAGCAUGAGGUCAGCUGAAAUUUCUGGUUUGUUUGUACAAAAUUUGUAUUACUUAGAUAAUCUAAGACAGACUAUGAUUUAGUAAGGGAUUUGUUUCUUUUUAUUUAGGAAAACUGUAUUUGGGGCAUUCAGUGCUGCCCUAAUGGGUAUUAAACUUAAAUGAUAAAAAGCAGGUGUACUGGAUGUGUGAAAGCAGUUGCAAUUAUUUUCUAGUGUGACAUUAAACACUGAAGGAGUCCUCGUCUCCUAACCUUAAAUAAGUCUAAUUAUAUUAAAUGCUUUUUUGCCUUUUCCUAAUUGUUAACAUGUUAUUUCUGAGAAGAAUUAGCAUCCCAUAAAAUCUCUGUAUUCCCUUUAUAAAUUGGACCAUCUCUUCAUCUGUAUAUAACCUGUUUUAAUUACAAAAUUUUAUGUACAGUCUUUUAUAAUAAACCGAUCUCCUUUAAUUUUCUGGGUACUCUGAAAUUCUAAUAGGCAAUUAGGUCACUCAAGGUAUUUUUGUAGUCCCAGCAACACACCAGGGAUUACAGAAAUGAGUUUUUCAUCACAUUGAUUGUAUUUAUUCUUUGUGGCCUUCAGUGUCAAUACUGAACAAUGUAAACAGUGCCCAGUGAAACAAGAACCCUCCUUGUAAAAAAAAAGAAAAGAAGAGAGACCACGCAGGCACAGGGCAUUGCUACCAGCUUAACAGACAGAUCAUGUUUUCAUCUUUUUGUAUGGCUUCCUUCAAUAAAACAUUUGUACUUCAUAUAAA